This is a messenger RNA of Perognathus longimembris pacificus (Pacific pocket mouse), 521 nucleotides long. It is a transcript of the gene Vpreb3, whose product is annotated as V-set pre-B cell surrogate light chain 3. The coding region runs from base 50 to 424 and encodes 124 amino acids. The transcript is spliced from 2 exons. Gene Ontology annotation, biological process: immunoglobulin production; immune response. NCBI's taxonomy places the organism in Eukaryota, Metazoa, Chordata, Mammalia, Rodentia, Heteromyidae. The record is from RefSeq and is a predicted model, not a curated record.
UCCUGGAGCACAGCUCAAUAAACUCCCUGCCUGUUUCUCUGCUCUGGCCAUGGCCCACCCCCAGAACUUGUGCCUCCUUUUGAUGGGAGCCUUCCUGACAGUCUCACAGCCAGUCCUAGCCCAGCCGGAUGCACUAAUGGUCUUCCCAGGCCAAGUGGCCCAACUCUCCUGCAGACUCAGCCCCCACCAUACCACCAUUUUGGACUAUGGUGUGUCCUGGUACCAGCAGCGGCCAGGCAGUGCCCCCCGCCUUCUUCUCUACUACCAUUCGGAGGAGGACCACCAUCGGCCUGCUGACAUUGCCAAUCGAUUCUGGGCUGCCAAGGAUAUAGUCCACAAUGCCUGUGUCUUGACCAUCAGCCCUGUGCAGCCUGAGGAUGAUGCAGAUUACUUCUGCUGUGUUCAUUACGGUCUUGAUCUCUAGGGAUGGGAUAUGGGAUGAAUCUCUUCUCUGCCCUUGACUUUGGGCCCCUCUCUUUUCUCAGUCUUGCUUUCUUCCUUUGUAAAAUCGGUUAAUCACA